CUCUCUCUCUCUCCUUCUAGGAUAAGAUCUCAUCUGAUACAGAGUGGCCCCCACUUCUUAUAAAUAAACCUAAAAAAUCCGAAAUUAAGAGAAACACCCAGUUGUUCUUUCUGAAUUUGAGGACUUGGGUUGGUCUUGUUUCUUGCAAAUCAAUCACAACCCAAUUCUGUUUCUCAUAGCCAGAACUUGGGUAGCUCUCCAUUCUCUGAUUCGAUAGCUUGUGAUUUGCUUUUCCUGGCCACAAAUUUUCUGUGGUGGAUCAAAAGCUUUUAUUUUGGUGUAUCGGACCAUUGGAGCCCGUGAGAUGUUUGUGAUGUGUUUGCAGGGUCAGCAGUUGGGUUGAAUGCUUGUAUUGAAUUCUAUACUAAUUCAACAAUUUGGAGUAGAAGAAUACCUUUAGCUUUGUUGCUCUGCUGCUACCAGAUUCUCGAGAAAAACUUAGUUGCAACGAGAUAGCACUGCUAUCCCCGACCAAUAAUGCUAUGCCACGUGGAAAUGUUAUCAUGCAUGUCAUAGCGUUAUUGGCCGGGGUUGCUAUCCCCCAUUCAUGGAAGCCUUUCUCCUGCUGCUCAGGUUCUUCAUGCUUAUAGGAUUUCCAUUUGUAUGGACUAUCUUUAUUCAUCAACUCAAGUGAGGUGGAAGGAUUUAAUUGAGGAAAAGUGAACCAUUGAGGAUCAUGGGUAAUUUUUAUGAGGCAUCAAAUGGCCAUGGGCCAACUGAUAAUGGCCAAAUGGUUGUGAGGCAAUCCAACUACCAAACCUGCAUCAAGGUAUCACUGCCCUGGCUUGAUGUAAGAGUCUUUUAUGUUAGAAUUAGCAAAUACGAGAUCGAUGAUUCUGCUCCAGAAUUCCUCACAGUAAAUCAUAUUCCAUUGGAUCCUGAUACCCUUCUUGAAGUCAAUGGUGUUAGAACUAGCAUCAAUUCAGAUGGGGCAACAACCCUUCUUCGAAGGGACCGGUUAGAUAAGAAGUCUGAAGAAGCUACAUUUGUGAGCACUGACAGUAUAAGAAUGACUGGAAGUGUAAAGUUUGAGGUUUUCGAUAAAGAUGUUGUUGUGCUAUCUGGGGUUUUAGAAUUGUGUAAUAGUAAUGGUUUCAAUGCAGAAACAGAUCACCAUGGCCAGAGAUGGAGCAUGAAUUGUGAAUCUGAUAUAAGUGCAAGCAGUGGCUUCUUUAAAGGAAAGCAAUUUACCGGUGCAGAAUCUGCUUCACCUUCGAUUGAGGUAUACAUCGCGGGGUCCUUCUCGGGCACUCCAAUAAUUUUAACAAAGACUUUGCAGCUUGGCCUUUGGAAGAAGCAUGUGAGGAAACGGUUGUUGGAUUCCAUACCAGAGUAUGAGGCAACUGAAAACCAGAGGAACAAUCCUUCUAGAUUUGAUUUUCAGGAGUCGGAAUACUCAUAUUACAAACCAGAAAAUGGAGAAAACAACAUGUACUGGGGGACAGCAUAUGUAGAAGGUGAAGAUGGAGAGCUUUCAUGGUUCAAUGCUGGUGUGAGAGUGGGUGUUGGGAUUGGCUUGAGCAUGUGUGUCGGGGUUGGCAUUGGAGUCGGGUUGCUCAUACGAACCUACCAAGGCACCACCCGGAACUUUAGAAGGCAGCUACUGUAAUAUAAAUUUCCAAAUAUUUUCAUUUUAGCUACAAUCCAAUGCCAGAUAAGUAUUAAGUGGUUUCUCACAUAUCCCUUUUUGGAUCAAGGUUCAUGUCUUAUCUGAAAUAAUGGAGUGAUUUGUUUCAAAUGUAAACAUACCAUAAAGGCAACAGGUUCCCAAAACCUGUUUCUGAGUUGAUAAGAGUGGAUUUUUGGCUGAA
Prunus mume (Japanese apricot) is the source of this 1811-nucleotide messenger RNA. NCBI's taxonomy places the organism in Eukaryota, Viridiplantae, Streptophyta, Magnoliopsida, Rosales, Rosaceae. The record is from RefSeq and is a predicted model, not a curated record.